Gamsiella multidivaricata is the source of this 2049-nucleotide messenger RNA. RefSeq names its product 6-phosphofructo-2-kinase-domain-containing protein. Bases 297 to 1892 code for a protein of 531 amino acids. The transcript is spliced from 10 exons. NCBI's taxonomy places the organism in Eukaryota, Fungi, Mortierellomycota, Mortierellomycetes, Mortierellales, Mortierellaceae. The record is from RefSeq and is a predicted model, not a curated record. Gene Ontology annotation, biological process: fructose metabolic process; fructose 2,6-bisphosphate metabolic process. Gene Ontology annotation, molecular function: ATP binding; 6-phosphofructo-2-kinase activity. Gene Ontology annotation, cellular component: cytosol.
CGGCGAACGAACCAGCUCAACCUGUCCCCCUCCUACUAUGAUCCGCCUUUACAACCCGGUUGGGCCACAAAAGGCUUCCUCCAAUUGACCGCGUUGCAUCUUGUGCCCUUUCUUUUUUCUUUUUUUUUUGCUAGUGCAGGGCAAGUUCACACGUGACUCGGCGCCUUUUACUACAGCGUUUAUCAACCCCAUUCAAAAAAAAAAAAACACACACACACAUAUCUCUCUCUCUCUCUCUCACAACUAACCAGCUCCUCACAACUACACUCAACUCCAGCAACGACGACGAUCUCUCGAUGCAUAAAGAUCCUAUCCAGUUUACAAAUCCCCUGCUCGGAACCGGCACCAGGCCCGUGGCCGUGAACAUUCCCACCUCUGUCACACGUCUGACCAACGCCAGUACGGUUGUUGGGAAUGGCGUGUCCCUCGCCUCGAGUGCAGGGUCUGUCUCGGCACUGAGACGGCGAAGCCUUUGCUCGAUUGAUCAGCCAGGCAUGGUCAUGAGCAAAUUACCACAAGAGCUCGAAGACACCCAGCAUGAGUUUGGCUCCAAGCUGGUCGUUAUAAUGGUUGGAUUGCCCGCGCGAGGCAAGAGCUAUCUGGUCAAGAAGCUGCAGCGUUAUCUGACCUGGCUUCAAUAUGACACCAAGGUGUUCAACGUCGGAAACCGAAGAAGAAUCGCAUCCAAAGGCGACAACAAGGACGGAACGAGCCAUUCGCAUGCGUUCUUCGACCCCCAAAACAGCACAGCCAAGACGAUGCGUGACGAAUUGGCGCUAGAUAGCCUGGAGGAACUUAUUGCCUGGCUAAAACAAGGGGGCCGUGUCGGCAUUCAUGAUGCGACAAAUUCUUCUCGGGAAAGAAGAAAAAUGCUGUUGAACCGAUUGGAUCUGGAACCAAACUGCAGGGUCCUCUUUAUAGAAUCAAUAUGUACGGACCCCGUGGUCCUUGCACACAAUAUCACCAUGAAGCUGAGCUCGCCCGAUUAUAAGGGCAUGGACGAGGCACAGGCGCGGGCCGACUUUAAAAAAAGAUUGGAGAACUAUGAGAAAGCAUAUCAAACGCUGGACGAGGAGGAUGAGGAGGAAGGGAUCCAGUAUUGUAAGCUGAUCAACGUUGGAAAGAAGGUCAUUGCGUACAAUAUUCAGGGAUAUCUUGCAGGACAGUGCAUAUUCUACUUGAUGAACUUCAAUCUGUCCCCGAGAUGCAUAUGGCUCACACGGCAUGGAGAAAGCGUUGAUAAUAUCGUUGGAAAAAUCGGAGGGGACGCGCCAUUGUCGGCCAAAGGAAAGCGAUAUGGCGCGUGCUUGUCACGGUUCAUUAAUCACCAACGCCAGGAGAAUGAACGGGCAAGGCAAAUGGAAGCCGAGGCAGGGACGGCGAUCACGCCUCAACGGGAGAAAACUGUUGCUGUAUGGACCAGCAUGCUGACGAGGACCAAGGAGACCGUAGAGGAAUUUGAUCCAAAGGAGUACGACAUCAAGCAUAUGAGGUUCCUGAAUGAGAUUUACGCUGGCAUAUGCGAGGGUCUAUCCUACAACCAGAUUGAACAGCUGUAUCCUGAGGAGUUUGAGGCACGGAGGAUCAACAAGUUGUUUUAUCGUUACCCAGGAAUGGGUGGAGAGUCCUAUCUGGAUGUGAUUCAGCGAGUGAACCCGUUGAUUGUUGAACUGGAACGGAUGACCUCGGAUCUUGUGAUUGUCACCCAUCGGGUGGUUCUCCGUAUCCUGCUGGGAUACCUGAUGGACAUUGACCGGUCAGCGAUGCCGGAGAUGGAGGUGCAGCUGCACACGUUGUAUUGUGUGGAGCCCAGGCCCCACGGGACGGUUGUGCGCAAGUUCAGAUGGGCAGAGGAAUUGGAUUGGUUUGUGGAGGAGCCUGUUGUUGUAUAAGAAGCAAGCAAAGCGGGCGGUCGUCUCUCUUUUUUUUUCGCUUUCGGGUCUUUUCUCUUUUUUUUUCCUUGUGGGGAAGGGAGGAAGAAGGGAAGAAGAGACAGAGUCGAAUAAAUCCCUUUUUUUUUUCUGUUCGAGCGAGUAUUAUUAAAAGCAU